AUGCCGAGACGAACAACAAAGGAGAAAGACAUGAUAAGUGACCUACCAGAUGAAAUUUUGGUGCAUUGCAUACUAUGUUCACUUUCUAUUGAUGAAAUUUUUAGAACAAGUAUUUUAUCUAAGAGAUGGAAACAUUUAUGGAAGAAUUCAUCGCACCUUGAUUUCAAUUGGACUCGCAUGAACAAAUCCUUAUUAACUCGCAAAUUAAUAGCCACUCGAAAUGAUGCUAUCAAAUAUGGCGAUAUUGUUAAGAAUAUGUUGCAUCAACACAGUGGUAAACUUUCGGUUUUAUCUGCAUUUGAGAGCUGCGAAAAGUUGAAAAGUUUGAAGUUGAAGAGUAUGUUUAUGGAGAAUAAUAUCAUCGAUAGAAUUUUGAAAAAAUGUUUGUGUUUGGAGAAGUUUAGUCUCAUUGAUUCAAAAGGGUUCGAUCGUCUCAAGAUUGAAAACCAAAGUCUUAAAACUUUGGAGUUUCUGCGGUUGAAUGUUAGAGAGAUCGAGGUUCAUGUUAAGGAGCUUCAAGAUCUAGUCAUUGAUUCUCUAAUUUGCCUUCCAAAGGGUUUAAGAAUUUACUCCGAGAAGCUUUUAAGUUUCUAUUCUACUUACAAUCCAAAUGCUCAUUGGAUUUGGAAGAGUACAGAUUUUCUUGAAAAUUGCAGCGAUCUUUUGGAAUCUCAACCGACCAAUAUUUUUCGAAAUCUUUUAACCUUGUCAAUUGAUUUGGAUUUGAAUAACAUAAGAGAAGCUAUACCACUUUCAUACGUACUAUUGACAUGUGUCCAUCUCAAUACUCUAAGCAUUAAUAUACCGGUAAAAAAAGCUACGGUUUCUUCUGAGGACUAUGACUAUAUUCUAUCAUAUCCUAAGUCAAUGUUUUGGGAGAAACGAGAACCUUAUUAUUUUGUGUUGUUUAAUGAGUUGAAAUAUUUUACAAUUAAGGGAUUUACAGGCAAAGAGCAAGAAGUAAAAUUUGCUGAACUUUUGAUUACUAAAUCGCUUUUGCUUACAACUGCUGUUUUUGGUUUCUAA
This is a messenger RNA of Trifolium pratense (red clover), 1026 nucleotides long. RefSeq names its product F-box protein At1g80960-like. Lineage: Eukaryota; Viridiplantae; Streptophyta; Magnoliopsida; Fabales; Fabaceae. Bases 1 to 1026 code for a protein of 341 amino acids. The record is from RefSeq and is a predicted model, not a curated record. Gene Ontology annotation, molecular function: protein binding. The transcript has 5 exons.